UCCAUAUCUUAAACCCUUACCAAAUUUCCCCAAAUCUGAUUACAAUCUGGAACCAGGCAUCUAAACUCUCUCUUCGUUUCGGUUUCUUCAAGACUCGACGGUGUCGAGUCUUUGACAAUGAAGAUCGUUCGCAGAGACCUCGUCCCCAGUGGCCCCGGUAGCGUCAAGAUGGUUCCAGAUGAAGCGGACGACUUAUGGAUUGUUUAUAAUCUGAUAUCCGAGGGCGACUCUGUUCUGGCCGUUACUGUUAGGAAAGUUCUAAGAGAAGCGGCCUCUGGAGGGAGGGAUGCAGAAAGAGUGAAGCUAAAAUUGGAAAUCAAAGUUCAGUCUGUGGAUUAUGACAAAGAAGGAUCUGUCUUGCGUAUACGUGGAAAGAAUAUCCUGGAGAAUGAACAUGUGAAGAUAGGGGCAUUUCAUACGCUUGAAAUUGAGCUACAUCGACCUUUUGUCUUAAGAAAGGAUAUUUGGGACUCACUGGCAUUAGAUGCACUCCGACAAGCCUCUGAUCCUUCUGCAAGUGCUGAUCUAGCUGUGGUCUUAAUGCAAGAGGGACUAGCACAUAUCUUCCUUGUUGGUAAAAGUGUUACAACUACUCGUGCUCGAAUAGAAGCUUCAAUUCCUCGCAAGCAUGGGCCUGCUAUUGCUGGUUAUGAUAAGGCUUUAAACAAGUUCUUUGAGAAUGUUUUACAGGCUUUCUUGAAACACAUUGAUUUCAAGGUUGUUCGUUGUGCUGUGAUUGCAAGUCCAGGUUUCACAAGGGAUCAAUUUCACCGUCACUUAUUGUUGGAGGCUGAAAGGAGACAGCUGCGUCCUAUUAUUGAGAACAAGUCACGCAUUAUUCUUGUGCAUACAACCUCAGGAUACAAGCAUAGCUUGAGAGAGGUUCUGGAUGCUCCAAAUGUCAUGAGUAUCAUAAAAGAUACAAAAGCAGCACAAGAGGUCCGAACUCUGAAGGAUUUUUUCAGCAUGCUUUCAAAUGACCCGGCUCGUGUAUGCUAUGGACCCAAGCAUGUUGAGGUUGCACAUGAAAGAAUGGCUAUCCAAACACUUCUAAUAACUGAUGAAUUAUUCAGGUGUUCUGACAUAGCAACAAGGCAAAAAUAUGUCAAUUUGGUGAAUGGUGUCAAGGACUCUGGUGGCACUGUUCUUGUAUUCUCAUCCAUGCAUGUCUCUGGAGAGCAACUGGCGCAGUUGACCGGCAUUGCGGCGAUUCUUCGUUUUCCUCUACCGGACCUGGACGACUUGGAGAUGUAACACUUUCUUCCUGUAUUGUAUGGAGCUGAUCACUCAUUCCUCCCACCCAUCCAUAAAUGAUUGUACAUCUUAGUUAAUACAAUAUAUAUGAAACUUUUUGUAUGAUUUCUAAAGCUGACGAGUAGUGAAGGGUUGUAUUGUGGUCUAUGAUGCUACGAAACGUCUCAGGGAGUAUUGUGUCGGUGUUUUCAAAAUGUUUCUUGUACUGAAACAUCAAGAAAAAAAAAAAAAAAUCAUUUUUGGAUCAUUUCUGCAAUUUCAAAAACUUUUCAAGUUCAUUUGGUAAUAUUAAAAAAGAUUCAUUUUUUCA
This is a messenger RNA of Diospyros lotus (date-plum), 1564 nucleotides long. Its product is annotated as protein PELOTA 1. Gene Ontology annotation, cellular component: cytoplasm. The record is from RefSeq and is a predicted model, not a curated record. The transcript has 16 exons. NCBI's taxonomy places the organism in Eukaryota, Viridiplantae, Streptophyta, Magnoliopsida, Ericales, Ebenaceae. Bases 118 to 1254 code for a protein of 378 amino acids. Gene Ontology annotation, biological process: ribosome disassembly; nuclear-transcribed mRNA catabolic process, no-go decay; RNA surveillance.